CCGUAGAAAAACAAAUAUUUUCUACCUAUAUAUAAGAGUUAAAACCAUAAUAAUUAACGCAACAACAAAUUUCCGUAGUUUCACAAUGUCCAACCAUCCCCAAAACCAAACUGCGCCGGCUAAUGGCCUUAGUCCAUCACAAGUGGUGGUGGUCAUGGUGCCCUUGCCGUGGCAAGGCCAUCUACACCAGUUCAUCCGCCUCUCCCAACUGGUCGCCGCCCACGCCAUUCCCGUAUAUAUCGUCGGCGCCGCCGCCGAAAACAUCCCGCGAAAGCUGCAAAUCCACGGCGGGAUAAACUCCACCAAUGAAGAAAUGAUCCGUUUCCAUGACUUUGUCAUCCCGCCUUUCAUCUCCCCUCCUCCGAGCCCCAACGCCGCCAAAGACUUCCCUACUCAUCUCCUUCCCACCUUCCACGCAACUAGCCAUCUUCGUCAGCCCGUGGCGGCGUUCCUGCGCGAACUCUCAUCCGAAUUCCGAAGAGUCGUCGUCGUCCAUGACUUCCUAGUGUCGUCGGUAGUCCACGGCGGCGUUGGUCCUGCAGUACCAAACGUGGAGUUGUACAGUUUGGAAGGCGUCUCGGCUUUUGCGACCGCCAUGCUUCAUUCUCGCGACGGAAAGGAAGAAGUAGCAGUAGAUCAGCUAGAUAUUGAAAAUCUAAUAAUCCCUGAAGACGUUCCGUCCUUUGAAGGAUGUGCGCCUCAGGAGAUCUUGGAGUUAACCGUACGGGAAUCCGUAUUCAAUGACUUUAGCUCAGGGAAUCUGUACAACACCAGCAUGGCGAUUGAAAGGCCUUACGUGAAUCUAAUGGCUAGGAUUCACCCAAACAAGAAGCAUUGGGCAAUUGGGCCACUCAAUAUUAAUGUGGAGACGUUGUCGGAGAAGAAAGUCGUGUCGAAUGGCCGACACAUGUGCCUGGAGUGGCUCGACAAGCAGGCUCCGCGGUCGGUGAUUUACGUGUCGUUUGGGACGACGACGACA
Molecule: messenger RNA, 979 nt
Organism: Morus notabilis
Lineage: Eukaryota; Viridiplantae; Streptophyta; Magnoliopsida; Rosales; Moraceae
Product: zeatin O-glucosyltransferase-like
Exons: 1
Source: RefSeq, a predicted model, not a curated record